Messenger RNA from Hermetia illucens (black soldier fly), 2143 nucleotides. Its product is annotated as glycoprotein-N-acetylgalactosamine 3-beta-galactosyltransferase 1-like. The transcript has 8 exons. Lineage: Eukaryota; Metazoa; Arthropoda; Insecta; Diptera; Stratiomyidae. Gene Ontology annotation, cellular component: membrane. The record is from RefSeq and is a predicted model, not a curated record. Bases 660 to 1847 code for a protein of 395 amino acids. Gene Ontology annotation, molecular function: N-acetylgalactosaminide beta-1,3-galactosyltransferase activity.
UCAAUUGCUGAUAAAACUUAGUCUGAAUUUAUCAUAAGCAGAUUCGUUUUCCAAAAUACCGUCCAUUUGGUUGAUGGUGUUAACAUAGUUAUCAACAUUGUGAUUAAAGUCAAUCUAAUCUUCGGAAUCGAGAAAUUAUUUUAAUUGUGAUCGGGCGGGGACACAUUUUGGAUUCCACUUAAUGCAUGUGUCGUUUGUUAUUAGUCGGCCCAGAAUCGCUCAGUUGAGUAUUAUCAACCGAAACAGGAAGCGACUGAAUAUCCACACUCAUUGCUCUUGGGGCUGAUUUAGCGCUAAAAUUGUUUAACUUAUCACUUUUCAAUUUGGCAUGUGAUAUUUUUAUAUCUUUCCUCUUCGAUGAUAAGGGCAGUUUCCGUGCAUAAUCAACUGUACCACAUAAAAUAAUUACAAGGAAUAAGUGCGUUAAUUAUAUCGAACGUUUCGAGAAUAAGUGCCCACUACCUCGUAUCUGUUUCAUUUUCACACAGCUAUCAUAUAUUGUGCAUUAUGACAUGCAAUACCUGCAGUUUAGAAAAUUGGUCGCGAUAGGCGGUCACAGUGCGGCCGGUGCUAUAUUCAGCGCGAGAAGAUAAUAAAAUGCCCCGACUACUUCUCCGGUAACUUAUCGAAGGUGAGAACGAGGUAAAACAAAAGCGACGAUGGCAACCAACAAUGAGUAUAGACUGCUUGGACGCAAUAUGUUGUACGAAGGUACAAGGUCCAUAUCAAAUAGAAAAUCCCUUUUAGCUUUAAUAGUAGGAUUAGUCACUGGCUUUUGUAUGGCCGAGUUUUUCAUAUUAGCCUCGCCAUCUCAUCACAGUUGGAUUCCGUAUAGUGGCCAUAUUCGUGGUGAUGUAAAUGAUCCUCAUAAUAGUCGUGCGCUGGUUGAUUCGUUCGGGCCAGAUGAGGAUGUCGGAAAGCAUGAACAUGUAAACGAGAAUGAUACGGUUGCCAAACAAUUGUACAAGGAAGUGCGUGUUUUGUGUUGGAUCAUGACAAACCCGAAAAAUCAUCAGAAAAAAGCCCGACAUGUGAAAAGGACAUGGGGCACUCGAUGCAAUAAACUGUUAUUUAUGAGUUCCGAUGAAGAUGUAGAGUUGAAUGCAAUAAAAUUACCAGUUGGCGAGGGCCGAAAUAACUUAUGGGGCAAAACGAGAGAAGCAUUUAAAUAUAUUUACACACAUCAUUUGAAUGAUGCGGAUUGGUUCUUGAAGGCUGAUGACGACACGUACGUCAUUGUCGAAAAUUUAAGGUACAUGCUUUACCCGUACUCACCCGAGUCUCCUUUAUAUUUUGGAUGUAAAUUUAAACCAUACGUGAAACAACGAUUAAUUCAUUCCUUCAAGGGCUACAUGUCAGGCGGAGCGGGCUAUGUCCUAAGCCGAGAAGCAGUGCGCCGAUUUGCAGAAAUUGGAGCGAAAAAUAAAACUUUAUGCCGAGCAGACAGCGGUGGAGCCGAAGAUGUUGAAAUGGGUAAAUGUAUGGAGAAGGUGAACGUAACGGCAGGCGAUUCACGUGAUUCAAAUGGUCGCGGUCGAUUCUUUCCUUUCGUACCAGAACACCAUCUCAUACCGGGACAUACGGAUAAGAAUUUUUGGUAUUGGAAGUAUAUUUUCUAUGAAACAGAUGAGGGACUCGACUGUUGUUCCGAUCACGCUGUAUCAUUCCACUACGUCUCCCCCAAUCAAAUGUACGUUUUAGACUAUUUAAUUUACCAUUUACGACCGUAUGGGCUCGUUAUGACACCAGACGCACUGCCGGAGAAGAUUGAUCAUAAAAGAAAAGAAACGACUGAGCCUAAAAUGGCUCUGCCUCCUUCCGCUGGGAAUUCAAGCGACAAAAGUUAGGAUUAAAGUUUAUGCAUAAAAUUUCAAUAAGUAGCGCGUAAGAUAUAAAAUGAAAAAGUUUCCUUUUGUCACCAAAAACUAUAUAUACAGAGAAAAAUGUAUAUAAACAUAAACCAAAGGCUAGAGACUAAGCACUAUGUAUAUAUUGCUCUCUAGAGUUUUUACUGCAUACGAGCACAACAAAUUUAUACCAAAUGAUUUUUGAAAAAUACAAAUUGAGUGUUGAAUUUCAGAAUAUGAAUGUAUUCAUGCUUUAAAAUUAAUUCUUGGUAAUCUAAUAAACGAUUUGUGAUCUA